AUGAAGAUCGCUGCUUCUUUCGCGGCCGCUGUGGCCUUGGUUCAGAGCGCUUCUGCGCAUUAUAUCUUCCAGCAGCUUAGUGUUGGAUCGACCAAGUAUCCUGUGUUUCAGUAUAUUCGACAGAACUCGAACUACAACUCUCCUGUCACUGACCUCGCCUCCAACGAUCUUCGAUGUAACGUCGGCGCCUCAGGAGCCAACACCCAGACCGUCGCGGUCAAGGCUGGCGAGUCCAUCACCUUCACCCUCGACACAGCUGUCUACCACCAGGGACCUAUCUCUGUAUACAUGUCCAAGGCACCUAGCUCUGCCGCCUCUUACGAUGGUAGUGGAAACUGGUUCAAGAUCAAGGACUGGGGCCCUUCUUUCAGCGGAAGCUCAUCCAGCUGGCCCAUGUACUUGAGCUACACCUUCAACCUUCCCGCUUGUAUCGCCAACGGCGAGUAUCUUCUUCGCAUCCAGAGCAUGGGUAUCCACAACCCUUACCCCGCGGGCGACCCUCAGUUCUACAUCAGCUGUGCCCAGAUUAGCGUUUCUGGUGGAGGCAGCGUGACUCCUGGAAACCAGGUCAAGAUUCCCGGUUUCAUCAAGGAGACCGACCCCGGAUAUACAGCCAACAUCUACUCCAACUUCAAGAGCUACACCAUUCCCGGUCCUUCAGUGUUCUCUUGCAACGGCGCUCCUGGCGGUGAUGACGGUGGUAGCACCAACCCUCCCACCACUACUCUCCAGACCUCUGCACGACCUUCUUCAUCUACUCAGAACCCUCCCACGAACACUCAGCCCGGUAACUGCGCCUCUCUCUGGGGUCAGUGCGGUGGAAGUGGUUACACGGGCCCCAAGUGCUGCGCUACUGGUACCUGCAAGGCGACGAACGACUUCUACUCUCAAUGUGUGCAGUGA
Messenger RNA from Fusarium coffeatum, 903 nucleotides. RefSeq lists its product as uncharacterized. Gene Ontology annotation, molecular function: cellulose binding. Bases 1 to 903 code for a protein of 300 amino acids. The record is from RefSeq and is a predicted model, not a curated record. Gene Ontology annotation, cellular component: extracellular region. Gene Ontology annotation, biological process: carbohydrate metabolic process. Lineage: Eukaryota; Fungi; Ascomycota; Sordariomycetes; Hypocreales; Nectriaceae. The transcript has 7 exons.